GAUCACGUGACGGGGCCGUAUCGACAAGAGCUCCAUCACAAGACUCUCGCAGCAGACGGAAAGAUGGCAAGUCAGAGCCAAGGUGUCCAGCAGCUCCUCGCCGCCGAAAAGAAGGCCGCAGAAAGGGUCGCCGAAGCCAGAAAGCGCAAAGCACGUCGGUUAAAGCAGGCUAAAGAUGAAGCCCAGGCUGAGAUUGAAAAAUUCAGACAGGAGCGAGAACGUCAAUUCAAAGAAUAUGAAGCUAAGCAUUUAGGAUCGCAGGAUGAUAUUGCCCUAAAGAUCAAGAAUGACACUCAUAUUAAGAUUGAUGCCAUGAACAAGCAGGUUGCCUAUAAUAAGGAAGCCGUUAUCAAGCGCAUCUUGCAGCUCGUCAAUGACAUCAGGCCAGAAAUGCACAUCAAUGCUAAGAAGGAAGAGUGAAGAGAAACCGCUUUCUGCUUCUCCGGCUUAGACUCCAUGAUCAGUGUCUAGGAAGACAGAUGUCUAGUAGAAUAUGUGUGUGUAUGUACAAUUUGAAAUGAAUGUAUCUUGUUUGCAUCAUUCAAGUACUUUUGUUGUGGUUCAGUGGGAGAUUCAGGUUUUAAGAGUAAUUUUGAGUAUUGUAAGAUUUUUUUAAUUUUUUUUUUUCCCUUUGUACAUAGAUAGAUUUUCCAAGUCUGCUCUCUUUGGGGACAUCUUUAUUACAGAAUUAUAGAAUUGUGUUGUUAGAGAGUUGGGCAAAAAUUUCAGUUCUUUACCAGUUGUCAGAUGAAAGAUAGCAUUGUCUUUGAAUUUAUUUUUAUUUUCAUUCACGGUAGAUUAUCUUGAAUUUACAAACUUGAUUGUUUUAUCGUAGUUGCUGGACUAAUUAACAAAGCACAAGUUGGUUGUUGUCUCAAAGGUUUAUUUGAUCAAGAUUAAUAAUUCGUACUUAGUAAGUACAUCACAUUCCAUGAUGUUUUGAAUACUCUUCUGGUGUUGUGCAACUUGUUUAUAGUGUAAAAUAAAAUAUGAGAUAUUUA
Molecule: messenger RNA, 1001 nt
Organism: Penaeus vannamei (Pacific white shrimp)
Lineage: Eukaryota; Metazoa; Arthropoda; Malacostraca; Decapoda; Penaeidae
Gene: Vha13
Product: V-type proton ATPase subunit Vha13
Biological process (GO): proton transmembrane transport
Cellular component (GO): vacuolar proton-transporting V-type ATPase complex
Molecular function (GO): proton-transporting ATPase activity, rotational mechanism
Source: RefSeq, a predicted model, not a curated record